AUGUAUCAUAUCAGGGCCAAUAUUCUGGAGAUUUUGUUCUGCAAAGCUUUCAGGUCGAUGCAGCGUGUUCUUACCAAGGAUGAAAUCGCUUCGAGUUACUAUGGACUCAAUGUUACGACGCCACUCAUUCAGGGACGUGGUCAGAGAGGUGGUCAGGGACUGAGCUUCCUCAAGUUGAAAGCUUCCAAAGCAAUUUCCGGAUCUCCUGAUGACAAACCCAAGCUUGGCUGGGAUUUCGUCAAGCUCUCAAGCAAAAACCGCGAGACGAUCACAGCUUCGCUAGCGACUGCAGUAAAUAAAGAGCGUUUUAUGGAGAACACAGAGGACCCCAACCUGGACUCAUUGGGAAGGAUACGUCGGUUGCUGUUGGUUAGCUUCUAUGGUCACUGCACGGGUUGCGGCUUCAACGCAUCAAAUACACUUGUGUGGACCCCGAACUUCAAUGACGUCUCAAUCCUCGAUGUGGAGGGCCUGAAUCAAAUGUUGCAGACCGUGUCCGCAGCUGCGUUGGCUCUCGAGAAGCACGCUACGCUCAUCAGGGCGAGUCGGCUACAGGUCAUAUUCUUGUGCGGACUUUUGGCCGGACACACGAUUCGGACUGCCUUGGGGCUUUCUCAAAGAUUCAUGCUCGAGCUCCGCGGUUGUAAAUACCCCAUAUAUGUCGACGACGGCACUGGUUCCGGCAUAGCCCGCCUUUUUAGAUCUAUCAUCUCCGGGCCCAGCGCUUCCCGGAAACGUCACGACGAGCCCUUCGAUGUUGAGGCAUUCCGGAGUAUGAAGAAACAUAUUACAGAUCUAACCGACGGACACCGCAGAGAACAUAAUGAAGAGUUUCUUGCCUUAGGAGGUGAGGGUGCUUGGACUUCAUCGAUAUCGCAGAGCCAAAAGUCGCCAUCCCCCCCCCCCCCUCUCCACACAACGUCAUCGAGUCAUUUCGAACCAAAGGGCGACCUUCCGAAGGCGCGCCACAGGAUUGUCUUCGAAUGUGUAGACGAGCAAGCACAUAUUAUCGGCGGGGCUCCGGACAUGCUGACAAUAGAGGAAACGCUAGACCUACCUAUAGAAGAUGAAGAUGCUUCUGUCAGUGAUCCAUCGCAGUUGGAUCUCCCCAUGAAGAAGACACAGUACAGGGCAACCAAUAUCAUGCAGGUAAGACAGAAAGACCUGAAUGGUAGCAAGAUCAGAAUCGGUCCCCAAGAAGGAAUUCAAAUCAGGUACUAUGCCUCUGAGAGCUCCGCCGAAGUUGAAAGGCUUACUUGGAAGAACACGGCGGCCCUUCAAUUCAAAGGCCACAUUUCCGAGAUCAAUCCUCAUGACAUAGACAAUCGGCGACAAGCUGUUCGCGCUCUGGGAACAGUAGACCAGUGGCUGCUCCCGCUGUCCCGCCAGCGCAGCGGUGGAAUCGGGCCCUUGAAGUCGGAUCCGAGCAGCCAAGUCAAGUCAGCAGCCGCCCUGGGCUCAGAGGCUGAGUCAAGGCGAGUCGUUCUGCAAGCGGUCCAUUCUGUCGGCGCUGUGGUGCUGUCGAUCAACUGCAAGAACAGGAACGGGCUAGCCGUUGAGGCUCCCCAGGUGAUCAUCGCCCUGUCCAACCUCGUCAUCCUCAUCCUUGGAUCUUGCCCGCGUGCCGUCGCCAGGCUCGAUUGA
Molecule: messenger RNA, 1644 nt
Organism: Diaporthe amygdali
Lineage: Eukaryota; Fungi; Ascomycota; Sordariomycetes; Diaporthales; Diaporthaceae
Exons: 8
Coding region: 1-1644 (547 amino acids)
Source: RefSeq, a predicted model, not a curated record